This is a messenger RNA of Closterium sp. NIES-65, 747 nucleotides long. The record is from the annotation of a GenBank genome assembly. Lineage: Eukaryota; Viridiplantae; Streptophyta; Zygnematophyceae; Desmidiales; Closteriaceae.
AUGGACGAGCCUGUGUCGGCCGUGUCGGCCGCGCUGUCCUGUGCGGCACCCGCGUCGCCGUCAUCAUCGGCGGCGGCGGCGGCGGCGUGGGUGGGACCAGCGGCAUGGGUGGGAUUCUCGUGCGCGCUCGCGCUCUUCAUGGCGGCGCGAGGGUUCAGGAAGCGGUCGCUCUCCUCAUCCGGCGCUGCAGCGGCGUUCGUCGUGGGAUCGCUCACCAUGACCGCCGGCGCCAGGCCGACCUUCCACUUUCCCCACCUCCCCGUUCGCUCCGUUCCCCAUUCCCCCCCUUUCUCGUCGUUCCCAUUCGCGCCGUGCGCGCGCGGCGGCAGGUUCGGCGUGACGCUGAUCGCCUUCUUCCUGUCGUCGUCAAAGCUGACGCGGCUCGGCGCGCAGCACAAGCGCCGCGUGGAGGAGCGCUUCAAGGAAGGAGGCCAGCGCGACGGAUGGCAGGUGCUGAGCAACAGCAUCGCCGCUACCACCGUGGCUCUGCUCUUUCUGUUGCUCGUUCUCUCUCCUGGCAGCUUCCCUGGUCAAGAAGCCUCCCCUCCUCAUCACCACGCUACAGGUAUGCUCCCUUUGUCUCUGUUGCUCUCCUGGACUCCAUCUACUGUCGCCCCUCCUCCCCUCUGCACCCCCUUAAGCAAGAAGCCUCCCCUCCUCAUCACCACUCUGCAGGUACGCUCUCUUUGUCUCUCUUUGUCUUUCCUGAACUCCAUCUCGCCCCUCCUCCCCUCCCCAACCCCUUAG